Fomitopsis serialis is the source of this 278-nucleotide messenger RNA. RefSeq lists its product as uncharacterized. Bases 35 to 217 code for a protein of 60 amino acids. The record is from RefSeq and is a predicted model, not a curated record. The transcript has 4 exons. NCBI's taxonomy places the organism in Eukaryota, Fungi, Basidiomycota, Agaricomycetes, Polyporales, Fomitopsidaceae.
CAUAUAGGUCACUGGCGUCGAAGGCGCAACACCCAUGAAAUCUCCCGUAUCUGCUGAGUGCGAGGAUGACCUGCCAUCCGUAGAUCGUGAUAGCGCCUCCGUCAACUCAGCGAGCCGUAGCGAGGCCGGUGACGCUCGCAGCCGUCUCAAAAUCGCCGGACUCGAAACUGUGCGUCCACCUCAGACAAUCCCGGAACUCUGGUGCAUCCAGACCUGAAUGGUCCUAUCGAACGAAGUGGAUGUACGCACUGCGCACUUCGUGACGACGCACACCGACC